GUUCAGCACCUCGGAUGACACGACCAAGAAGUCCUACGAGGAGAUCGACAACGCGCCGGAGGAGCGUGCCCGCGGUAUCACCAUCAACGCCUCUCACAUCGAGUACGAGACCGAGACCAGGCACUACUGCCAUGUGGACUGCCCGGGCCACGCAGAUUACGUCAAGAACAUGAUCACAGGCGCAUGCCAGAUGGACGGCGGCAUCCUGGUCAUUUCCUCCCCAGAUGGCCCUAUGGCCCAGACCCGCGAGCACAUCCUCCUCUCCAAGCAG
This is a messenger RNA of Symbiodinium pilosum, 271 nucleotides long. Lineage: Eukaryota; Dinophyceae; Suessiales; Symbiodiniaceae. The record is from the annotation of a GenBank genome assembly.